AUGGAUUGGAGCCAUCUUGUUUCAUUGCUGCCCUCUGAACCUGCUGCUAAGAUUGGGCGUUUGGGGCUGUCCGAUGUUGUGGAUGUUGCUUUCUAUUGGCGAUCAUUGGAUGAAGCGAUCAUUGAUCUUGCUCCUCAGGAUGACGAUGAAGCCUGUGCUUGUGAAAUGUUUUACAGGCGGUGCCGACAGGCUAGUCAGCGCGAGCAAGGCUUGCGUGCAGGUGAGAUCACUUUGGAUCGCCAAUCCAUGUUUGCCAAGAGGCCCUCCUCCGCUCCGAGUGAUGCGGCUGGUGUUCGCUCUGCUAAAGCCCCACGUCUUUUGUGGAGUACUUUGCCUGCGGGAUCUGUCGCGAACGUCCCAACAUUGACAAGCCCUAAGUCAGCCGCUAAGCCAGUUGAUGAGGUGCGAGCUCGGAAGGUAGCAGAGUUUUUCUUGACUCUGCGGACAUCAGUACUGGACCUGCGCCAGCUCGGGUUUGAUCGAGUCAAUUGGGAUGAUUUGAAUCAAGCAGGCCAAGCAAGGGCUAUGAUUAUGAAGGCGACUGAGCAUCCAUCCUUGUCCCGCCUGAACACUCUGCAUAGAUGCCUCCGGCGUUGGUUGCAGUAUUCUACAAGUCAGGGGAUUCCGGCCUUCAACCCUGCACCGGCUCACUUCGCUGCUUUCCUGCAGGGUGUUUCUGAAGGUGGGCCUACGGCUGCUUGUAGUGUGUACCAGGCUUUGCGCUGGAUCGUGUUGAACAUGGGUGCUUGCUUGCCCACGGAGCACAUUCUGAUCCGGCCAUUCCGACUCCAUUCACCGGGGCAUGUUAGUCGUCAGGCUGAGGAGCUUCAGCCUUGGGAGUUCUUGAACAUCCUCGAGGUCACUCGCGAGCUUCAGGGCUCUCCGCGCAUCCUGGCGUGCCUGGUGAUCAUGAGCGCUGUAUCUUGUAUUCGUUUUGCCCACUUGCAGAGAUCAACUUUUGUUCGGGCUACCCCUGAUUUUUUGGAGUUUCUCUGUAGGAAGGGUAAGAGUAGGCGGCAGGGAAGUCGGCAGCCUUACAGUUGGGCCAUGCCCAAAGUUGUGUGGGGUGAUCUCGAUGUGAACGAGAUCCUUCGAGAUUUCUUCACGAGCUCGCUGCCGGGCUCGGCCGGUUUCCUCCUUCCUGCUCUCGCGCUUCAGUGUGAAGAUUUGUGGCAGAUUCAUGAUCUUACUGCUUUUCGCAUUGAUCGCAAGAUGAGCAGAUCUCGGUUUCUUGAGCUGUUCCGGGGGUUGCUUAUUCGUGCCGGGCUCCCAUUCGAGAAGGCGUCUCGUGCAGGCUACAAUCGUCUGAGACGCUUCCUGCCAACUGGGGCUAAGGUGUGUGCCUUGUCACCACAUGAAGCCCAGGCUGUGGGAUCCUGGGUAGAGCUUCCUGAAGGGGCUUUGUCAUCUGGGAGUUCUGUGCCUCGCCCGAAGAAACUCAUGUCGGACCAUUACGCUGGUGAGAAGGUUUCCUCCAGUGCUGCGAUCAAGCUGCGGAUUUUGCGGGCGGUGUUCCGUACAGUCCAGGCUAAGAGAAUCCAGUUGGUCAUGACAGACAAGCUGCUCCAGCCGGGUUGCAUCUUGUGGGAGCACAUACAACCGUCUGCAGCUUUGCCAUCUUCCCCCUCAGGUGGUGCCUCUGUCCCGAAGUCCCCGAGGUCAGGAUCUUCCGACAGCAGCUCCGAUGAGGGCUCAUCUGACACAUCCGUGGCUUCCUCGUGCUGCUCCUCAAAUCAACUCGUCAAUGCGGGCGAUGCCGAUGAGAUCGAGUGGUUCAGCCAGAGGGCUCGGCGCCACGUUGUCCGGGAGAUUGUGGAUGGUCGCUUGGUUCCGUGGUGCCGUGAGGAGGCUUUCAGACAAGAUCCGGUGGCAAAGGGAGUUGGCCUGUCUCAGAGGGGAUCCCCAUUUUGCCAUAAGUGCCUUGCCCGCAUGCCAGAAGCGCUGCGGAGGUGCAUCCUGGAAGUGUGA
Molecule: messenger RNA, 1968 nt
Organism: Symbiodinium necroappetens
Lineage: Eukaryota; Dinophyceae; Suessiales; Symbiodiniaceae
Source: the annotation of a GenBank genome assembly